Messenger RNA from Panonychus citri (citrus red mite), 1982 nucleotides. It is a transcript of the gene Cdk5, whose product is annotated as cyclin-dependent kinase 5-like. The record is from RefSeq and is a predicted model, not a curated record. Gene Ontology annotation, cellular component: nucleus; cytoplasm. The coding region runs from base 566 to 1459 and encodes 297 amino acids. NCBI's taxonomy places the organism in Eukaryota, Metazoa, Arthropoda, Arachnida, Trombidiformes, Tetranychidae. The transcript is spliced from 3 exons. Gene Ontology annotation, biological process: axonogenesis; synaptic vesicle transport; protein phosphorylation. Gene Ontology annotation, molecular function: cyclin-dependent protein serine/threonine kinase activity; ATP binding.
GGACAUCUUUCAAUUAUGAACAAUUUAAUUGUAUCGUUCAAAUGGGAUGGCAACUAUUUCCGUUCUGCUGAUUAACCGUUUCUCCCAAUCAACUAACAGUAAACAACGAGAGUUAUUUACAGUUACGAUUUUAUUGAUUUUCGAUAACUUUGAUCUUUGAGUUUUCCUCAUUUUAGACCAAUGGUCAAGCGGAGAGUUUAAUUAUUGGUUUAAAUUGUUGAUUGGAAAUCACGAGUUUGGAGGAAAAGGUUAAUAGAUGGAAGAAUAUUGAAGAGGACAGAAAAGAAAGAGAGAAAAGAAAGAGAAGAUAAAGAAGAGAAAGGGAAAAACAGUGGGAGAGGAAAAGAGAAAGUGAAAAUAUUCCUUGUGGAACAUUGAAUGUUUACUAUUCUAUUCUAGACUUUAAUUGUUUAUUGUUUUCUUUUUCUUCCAUUUUACAAUUAAUUGGGUGAAAUCGGUGAAUGUACAAACAUUGCGAACAAUUAUCUUUGAUUAGCUGAGGUUUGUUUCGAUUGGUGUUUCGGUUAAUUUCCAAUUAUCCCGAGGGAGAAAUAGAUUAUUGUUGAUGCAGAAAUACGAGAAAUUGGAGAAAAUCGGUGAAGGGACCUAUGGAACCGUCUUCAAGGGUAAAAAUCGUGAAACUUCCGAGAUUGUGGCCUUAAAACGCGUUCGACUGGACGAUGAUGACGAAGGUGUACCAAGUUCCGCUCUAAGAGAAAUCUGUUUGCUCAAAGAGCUUCGACAUCGUAACAUCGUGAGAUUGUGUGAUGUUCUUCAUAGUGAAAAAAAGUUGACCCUCGUCUUUGAACAUUGUGACCAAGAUUUGAAGAAAUAUUUUGAUAGUCUUAAUGGUGAGAUCGAUCCUGAUGUUGUUAGAUCGUUUUUCUAUCAACUCCUUCGGGGCCUAGAAUUUUGUCACAAGAAUAAUGUUCUUCAUCGUGAUUUGAAACCACAAAAUUUAUUAAUCAACAAAAAUGGUGAACUUAAAUUAGCCGAUUUCGGUUUAGCCCGAGCUUUUGGUAUUCCAGUUAGGUGUUACUCGGCUGAAGUGGUUACCCUUUGGUAUCGUCCUCCUGAUGUCCUUUUCGGAGCUAAACUUUAUACCACUUCCAUUGAUAUGUGGUCAGCGGGUUGUAUUUUCGCCGAACUGGCCAAUGCUGGUCGACCUUUAUUCCCUGGUUCCGAUGUGGAAGAUCAAUUGAAAAGAAUAUUCAAACUUCUUGGUACUCCGACCGAAGAAACUUGGCCUGGUGUAGCUACUCUUCCCGAUUUCAAGCCAUUCCCCAUGUACCAUCCAACCACGAGUUUCACCUCGGUGGUUCCAAAGCUCAACUCAAAAGGUCGUGAUUUAUUACAAAAACUAUUAAUCUGCAAUCCAUCACAACGAUUAGCCGCUGAUGAGGCGAUGGUACAUCCAUUUUUUAGUGAUCUUAAUCCUGCGGUUAAAAACUUACCUUAAUCAUGGUGAAUCAUUUUGAUUCUCAAUUCUGGUCUAUUAACCAUAUUCACAUUUACAUACAUUACCUACACACUGGAUACUCAAUCUAAUUUUAAUCAUCGAUCUGCAACAACAAAUGGCAACUACAACAAUCAUAUCAUCAACUAAAUUCAAUCUCUUUCCUUUCUCUGUUUACAAAUAAUUACUAAUUGUAUCUUAAUUAUGCUUCUAACUUCAAAGUCUACCAUUUUUUCACAUUAUUUUCUGUUCAAAUUUACAUUUACUAUCAAAUUAUAAACAAUCACGAACCUACAAUUAGGCACCGAGAAAUUACUAUGCUAAUAUUUUACAAUAAUGUGCCAAAAGUUGUUACGAUUUAAUUUUACUCUUAAUCUGAUCAGCAAUUGUUUCUUGUUUAAUCCAAUCAUAAUUCAUUCUUUGCAAUCAUUAACAGUUUUUCUCUCUCUUUUAUGUUAAUCUAAUGAUUUGGAAAAAAAAAUUAACUCACUCAAAAUACUAAUAAAUGAUUCCUUUAAAAUGUCAA